Messenger RNA from Toxotes jaculatrix (banded archerfish), 4842 nucleotides. It is a transcript of the gene sulf2b, whose product is annotated as sulfatase 2b. The record is from RefSeq and is a predicted model, not a curated record. Gene Ontology annotation, molecular function: N-acetylglucosamine-6-sulfatase activity; glycosaminoglycan binding; calcium ion binding. Gene Ontology annotation, cellular component: Golgi apparatus; plasma membrane; cell surface. Bases 549 to 3146 code for a protein of 865 amino acids. The transcript is spliced from 25 exons. NCBI's taxonomy places the organism in Eukaryota, Metazoa, Chordata, Actinopteri, Toxotidae.
GGCUUUACCAGCAGCGGCUCGGCGGCGGCUGCACCGAGGAACUCUGGGACGCCGUUAGACACAGACAGUGGCAGAAAGGGAGGGAGGGGUGUUAGAAAGUCACUGCGCUGGAACAGAGCAGGAAAUAAAAGACUGAGAGAGACUUUUCCUUCCUCUGCUUCGCCUACAAACUCUCUGUCUUCCUCUGCAGACUCACAGGAAGACAUGACAGUGGGUGCAGAAGUUUGGGUGGAUGUGCUAAAAGGAGCAGCAGCAGUUUGUAGAGGAGAUGAGUGUGUGAUCUGAGCCUUCAUCCUCCUCCUCCUCCUCCUCCUGCCCCGGGGGUCAGAGAGGAGAACACCUGCUGACAGCGAGGAGGUCCUGAGCGAGGAGACGCAGCAGCAGCAGGACUGAACACAGCUGGAGACCUGACGCACUCCACAGGUCCCUGCUGAGCUGAACACUGUCAAACACUGGUUACACUCCAGAGCAUCUGCACAAGAAGCUGAGAAUCCACUGGGGCAGCAGUUGGUUGGUUGAUCUUUUCGGGAGGUCAGGGGUCGAAGGCCAUGGCGGGCCGACUCCUCCUCUUCCUGUGUGUCUCGGUGACGCUCAGCCACGCUCAUUUCCAGUCAAACCAGCGUCUGAAGCCCCGCCUCCAGAGAGACCGACGCAACAUCCGUCCGAACAUCAUCCUGAUCCUGACCGACGACCAGGACCUCGAGCUGGGUUCGAUGCAGGCCAUGAAUAAGACUCGCCGCAUCAUGGAGGAGGGUGGGACUAUGUUCUCCAACGCCUUCGUGACCACACCCAUGUGCUGUCCUUCACGUUCAAGCAUGCUCACUGGGAAGUACGUCCACAACCACAACACCUACACCAACAACGAGAACUGUUCCUCGUUGUCAUGGCAACGGCAGCACGAGCCACGGACCUUCGGGGUCUACCUCAACAACACUGGAUACAGAACAGCCUUCUUUGGGAAGUAUCUGAACGAGUAUAACGGCUCAUACGUCCCCGCCGGGUGGAGGGAGUGGCUCGGUUUGGUGAAGAACAGCCGCUUCUACAACUACACAAUGAGUCGCAACGGAGUCCGAGAGAAACACGGCGCACAGUACCCACAGGACUACCUGACCGACCUCAUCACAGCGGAGUCCAUCCGGUAUUUCCGCUCCUCUAAGCGUGUUUAUCCUCACCGACCGGUUCUGAUGGUGCUAAGCCACGCAGCUCCACAUGGACCCGAAGACUCAGCACCGCAGUACAGCACCGCCUUCCCCAAUGCAUCGCAGCACAUUACUCCCAGUUACAACUAUGCUCCAAACCCAGACAAGCACUGGAUCAUGCGAUACACCGGCCCCAUGAAGCCCAUCCACAUGGAGUUCACCAACAUGCUGCAGAGGAAACGACUGCAGACGCUCCUGUCUGUGGACGACAGCAUGGAGAAGCUGUACAACAUGCUGGUGGACACGGGCGAGCUGGAAAACACAUACAUCAUCUACACGUCUGAUCACGGCUACCACAUCGGACAGUUCGGCCUCGUCAAAGGUAAAUCCAUGCCGUAUGAGUUUGACAUCAGGGUCCCGUUCUACAUCAGAGGACCUAACGUGGAGCAGGGCAGCAUUAACCCUCACAUGGUCCUGAACAUCGACCUGGCUCCGACCAUCCUGGACAUCGCUGGCCUUGACACUCCUCCAGAUAUGGACGGGAAGUCAAUACUGUCUCUACUGGACACUGACAAAUCUGCCAAUAGGUUCCAAGUGAACAGGAAGCCGAAGGUGUGGAGAGACUCGUUCCUGGUGGAGAGAGGGAAGCUGCUCCACCAGCGUGUCGAGGGGAAGGAAGUGUCACAGGAGGAGAACUUCCUGCCCAAACACCAACGAGUAAAAGACCUGUGUCAGCGAGCGGAGUACCAGACGCCCUGUCAGCAGACCGGACAGAAGUGGCAGUGUGUGGAGGACGCCACAGGUAAACUACGACUCUUCAAAUGUAAGAACGAAGGGGGAGGAGCAAAGACCUUCCAGAGGGGUGUGGCUGAUUAUCAGCGUCCAAUCAGCAUCAAGUCUCAGCUGUUCCACCGCAAAUCAGACGACUGUGACUGCGACUUCCGCGACCUCCGACCUCUGAACCUGCGACCCUCCAUGAUGAGGCCGUUCAACAAGAAACCUUUCUUCUCCAAGAAGAAGUUCAAAGCCCUGAAGAGUUACUCCAGAAACCGUUACACCCGCUCAGUAUCCAUGAUGAACAGUUACCCUGGUAACCACAGCCUGGUGGGCGUGUCUGAUGAGGAUGAGUUCAGCGGGAUGGGAGGUGCUCCCACUGUUGUGGCCCCGCCCAACUCAAUCAAAGUCACACACAGAUGUUCCAUUCUGUCCAACGCCACAGUGAAGUGUGACACCGGGGUUUAUCAGUCUCUUCAGGCCUGGAAGGACCACAAGCUGCACAUUGACCACGAGAUCGAGACUCUGCAGACAAAGAUAAAGAACCUGAGAGAGGUCAGAGGUCACCUGAAGAAGGCCCGCCCCCUGGAGUGUGACUGUAAUAAAUACCUGUACAAGUCCAAACUGAAGAAUAAGCUGAGGUACAGAGGAGGCGGGCUGCACCCCUUCAGGAAGGGCGGGGCUCGGGACAAGAAGGCGUGGCUUCUGAAGGAGCAGAAGAGGAGGAAGAAGAUGAGGAAGAUGAUCAAGAGGAUCAGGAACAAUGACACGUGCUCGAUGCCUGGACUCACCUGCUUCACACACGACAACCAGCACUGGCACACUGCACCCUACUGGACACUGGGUUCGUUCUGCGCGUGCACCAGUGCCAACAACAACACAUACUGGUGUCUGAGGACCAUCAACGAGACGCACAACUUCCUGUUCUGUGAGUUUGCCACUGGCUUCCUGGAGUACUUCGACCUGAACACCGACCCGUACCAGCUGAUAAAUGCUGUGAGCUCCUUGGAUCGGACUGUUCUCAAUCAGCUUCACGUUCAGCUGAUGGAGCUGAGAGGCUGCAGGGGACACAAGCAGUGUAAUCCUCGCACUCGCUCAGUGGAGCUGGCAGGAGGACGGGAACACAGCAGCUUUGAUGACUACAGGGUGUUUGAGAGGAGGAAGUGGCCGAGAGUCAAGAAACCUUCGUCAUCUCGAACCCUAGGUCCGAUCUGGGAUGGCUGGAAGGGCUAAGCUUCCUGAUUGGUUGGAGCAGGCUCCUGACCCCGCCCACAGCAGCUCGAAGGUGAAGGGCGUGGUCGUUGACGCAGCGGCAUCACUUGGCAAUCACGCCCCCAUCUCACCGGUUAGCCAAUCAGCUUCUGCCAUUUCUGUGACAUCGCUAGACCCUCCCACCCUGCUGCUCAGGGAGACGCUGGGACGAAACACCCAACGCACCUCUUAAUCCUCCUCCUCCUCCUCUGCUCCCCCCUUCUCCUCUGAGGGGGGCUGCUCCGAGGAGGAGGAGGGAGAAGAGGAGAGAGGGGAAGAGGAGGAUGAUGGUGAUGAAGAGGAGAAUGAGACGGAGAGGUGGACAGGAAGCUGUGAUAGUUGUGAAAAAACUCCAGACGACAGCGACAGAAAAUCUGAACGUCAGAGACAGAACAAACUUCUCUCCUCUCUCCUGUCUCCUCUCUCCUCUUUCCUGUCUCCUCUCUCCUGUCUCCUCUUUCCUCUUUCCUGUCUCCUCUCUCCUGUCUCCUCUUUCCUGUCUCCUCUUUCCUCUUUCCUGUCUCCUCUCUCCUCUCCCUUGUCUCCUCCCCUUCCUCCUCCUCCUCUUCAGGUGACCUCCCAGCGGCCAUAUUUGUUUUACAUGUCCAUAUUUAGUCUUUCUAACAGUCUGUAAAGACAGACAGACAUUAAAGGACCUGUUCGCCCUGUUUUUGUUGUUAUUAAACUCAGACUGAGAAGCAGACAAACUUCCACGUCCAACGCUGUGACAUCACUGCUGAUGUAAACGUGAUGUCAUUUCGCUUUCUGUUUUUUUUUUUUUUUUCCUUCGACUAACUUGAGCGUCGGUUACCAUGGUGACCGGCAGCUUUACUGACGACGGAGCAACAGUUGUACUAACCUGGUGACUGACCACAGUACCCACCAUGCAACACAGCAGCCCUGAAGAUAACGACGACGAGAACGUGUCGGAGUCAAAAUCAAACAAGGAAGGACACAGAAGAUACGAGACCGUGGGACGCUGAAGUGUUUUCAUGUCUCACGAGCCAAUAAAAAGAGGACUACAUGAUGAUGUCAUCACAUCCACAGCUUGUUGCAGCUGUUUUAUGAAUAAACAACUGAAGAACAUUUGUUUAAAGUUAAAACCGUCACUUGGAAAAUCAGUUUUACUGUAUAUCAAUACAAUUUUCACUGUCCAAUCACCUUCGUCCUUUUCAGUUCAGUUGCUGAUUUUUUUUUUUUUUUACGUUAAAUUGUGAUUUGCUCUCAGAUUUUCAGCCCCGGUGUCCACCCCCCCCAAACUACUGAUCAGAAAUGUCCAGAGGUCUGAAUUAGAACAUGUAACUUCUAAAAAUGUAAAAUAUAACUGUAGAAAAAAAACCCUGGAUUCACACAGGAAGUGAAGAUAAGAUGGAAGAAUUACAACUGGCCUUUGGAUGAUCUCUCCCUGGUGUGAAGUGAUCUUCAGGACGGGAUCAGAUCCGUGUUAAACUGCCCCUCAGAUGCUCGUACAGUUAAAUAUCCUCUGAAUAUCCCACUGGGUUUAGACAUAGUCUUGUAAUUCUGCCUUUUCCUUUUUUGGGGGGGAUGAUUUCCUACAUUUCCCAGAAUGCCUUUCAGCAGAGAAGGUGCCUCCCGUUUCUUUAUGCGAUCACCGGGUACAGAGGAGCGCUGGUUUUUUGCCUCUUUGUGAACUUGAAUAAUUGUUACGCUCUACAUU